This is a messenger RNA of Symbiodinium natans, 1086 nucleotides long. Lineage: Eukaryota; Dinophyceae; Suessiales; Symbiodiniaceae. The record is from the annotation of a GenBank genome assembly.
AUGGGCUACGGCGUUCCAGACAGUGGCGUAGACUUUUGCUAUGUGACGGUGUAUGAAGCGCACCAGCUCAUGAAGAAUGACAAGGCUGUCUUCGUGGACAGUAGAGACGAUGACGACUUCAAGACGACGCGAAUCCAGACUUCCUUUCAUCUGUCCGCCAACUCCCUCAUCAUGAAAGCGGGAGGAGCAGAGAAGGGCUUGGUCCAACAGCUGGUUGACCUGGUCAAUUCCGGCAAGACGCUGGUUUGCCUCAGUGAUGCCUGCGUGAAGGGCAACAUCAACCGUGGACACGUGUCUCGCUGUCGGCAUAUUGCCCAGUAUUUGGUUGAGAUGGGCGCGGAUCGCGGCAGGAUCGUCCGGAUGACCGGGGGCAUCAACGCGUGGAAGAAAGCGCAACUGGAUGGAAUCCUUGGGGACCUGCGGCCAAUGUAUGCCGGCGCCAUCCAGGCAGCAGAUUUCGAGCCGCCGAAGGAGGGCCGGGAGGAAGAGGAGGGCGAUGAGGUGCGACCGCUGCGGGGCGAGGCGCGGGCCCUUGGAAACGGAGGCUAUGCGGCCGUGGCGCCUGAACUGGCGCCUGGCCUGCAGGUGGAGAUCCAGGGCUUGGUCUCGCGUGCGGAUCUGAACGGGAAGCAAGCGAAGAUCAAGGAGUUCGUUGCAAGCUCCGAGCGCUGGGAAGUUGAACUUCUAGACGAGACGCAGGAGCGCGUCCGCUGCAAGGCCACAUGCCUCAAGGCGUCGGGGUCGACGCCUCCAGCAGCGCCAGCGGCGCCCCUGGAAGAGUUUGUCGAGGUGGGAUGUGGUGGAACUCCUGGCGAUGGCGGCGCAAGAGACACCUGCAAAGUCAGGUUUGUGCCCCCGCGCCCCUUCAGCCAAGAUCGUCCGACUGCUUAUAGAGCGUUGAAGACCGACCUCUACAAGAAGUCGACGAAGGAAUCAGACAAGAUCAUCAAAGUCACACGGCCAGUCGGCUCCACUGUGCGCACCACCGGCGAGCUUUUCGUUGGGGGUGCUGGCGGGGUGUGGGCCGAGCUGGACGUGAUGGCCGGUGAGAAGAAAGGCUGCAGCGAGAGAGGGCUUUCUACCUGA